UUCAAAUAAAAUCUUAUUUCGAAAACUAAACUAACAAUUGCGUUUCCACACCUAAUCCAAAAACCACUUUCAAACAUGCACAACUCUCGAAAGUUUUAUUCAACUUGAAAACUCUUAGUUUAUGUACAAAAAGACAUUUUCACGUUUCGUUUUUUACUCAACAACCUCGUCCAACGGUUUCAAACCAUCAACUGAGCCCCAACGUGCCGAGCAAACGUGGAAAUAGCCAAGAAAGAGAAAAGAAAAAUUCUAUAAAUAUUGCGCAAAGGUAGUAGUUUGAAAAUUGAAUUGAAAUAUCCGUUUCUGACAUGAAUUUGCAGAUACCAAGGCUUCAGGAUUCUCUCACCUCACGCUCAGGAUAGGUCUAGCUUGCUUUAUUCAGUGGCAAAAAAGGUACGGUAUGAACGAUAAUGAGAAAAUUAUACGAACGGAAAGAAUUGCGAGGUUCGCGGAAGCUCUACAUCUUUGUCUAUAGACUCUCAAUUAAUAAUUGAGUGAAUCCCUUGAACGGUGUGAAUAUAAGAUUCCACAUCGGAACCUAAAACUUCAAAUUCCAUUCAAUCUGGAUUUUCAAUUGUAUGUAAUUUCAAGUGGUUCUAUAAGGAAAACCUAAAAUCAUACCAUCCCAAUUGAAAACAAAAUGUAUUCAACGUCUUGGAAAAAGUGCUAACGAAUUCCAGGCCAAGCUACAAUCUCAAAAUCUCAUAUAAUUCACAAAUUGCUCGAUUUAUUUUUUCAUCCACUUUUCUCUAAAACCUCGGGAUGGCAGGGGGAAUGAAACGUUCGAGCUGGAAUGUAUGAUUAAAUAAAUUGGUCUGCACGGGAGAUUUUAGUGCGGUGCAAUUUAAAGGCAGGGAAAGGGGGGAAAGUUGAUGCGUCGAAUUACCGAAGCAAUUUGGCUGCUAGUAGCCGGAAUUUUUUUUACCAUUUGAAGUAAGACUGAAGCUGAUAAAGCAGUAUGAAAAAUCGAACGAAAUCUAAUAGAUCGACUCAUCGUCAAGCAAUUGAUGCCACAAUCACUUCGCUGAGAUAUUCGGGGCUCUGGGUUUUUAGCGAUUCAAACUCUUGGUUCGAAACUCUGUACAAACUUUAUAACAAAUUAAUAACUUUCAUUGUUUGUAUAUUCGCGAUAACAGUUUUUUUCGAUCUCUGUUUAAACAACGACGAUUUAGUGAUAUUGACCGACGACGGAUGUAUUCUUGCUGGUAUUUGUGUAAUUAUAUUCAAAAUUUACACUUUUCAAACGCGUUCUAAUCGCAUUAAAAAUGUCAUCGAAAUUAUUCACGCUCCUGUCGAUACCCUUAAUCGAUGUUCCGAUCCAGAAGUGCGAUCGGUUGUUCAAACAUGCAGCUUUAUCGAGAAAUUAAUGCUUUACGGGUUUUGGGCAGUCGGUGGAGUGUUGUCAGUAGCCUUGAUAUUUCUUGUGCCCGUGGAAAAAGGUGAUCUUCCGAUUCGAGCGAAAUAUCCUUUCGAUUCGAGGGUAUCGCCGAUGCACGAAAUCGCAUUUUCUGUGCAAGCAUGUGCGGUCACCGUCGGUUUGAUAGCUAUUGUUGGAAUGGAUAGCAUGGUGAUCGGUCUCUACAAGUGGAUAAACGUGCAGCUCGUUAUUCUCAACGCAAAUUAUGAAAAUUGUUUGAAGUCCAAGAGCCAGCGGGCCACCUUGAUGUCGACAACGUCCUCACCUGAAACAGACUUUUUUAAUGAAUUCAAUAAUAUUGAUAGUAUCGUCCACAUUAAUGGAUUCAUUCCAUUCAAUGAAAAUGAAGCUCGAGUCAGGGACGAACAUGACACUUUUGAACAUCGGUUCAAAACUUGCAUUCAACACCAUCAACGUAUAAUCGAAGGAGUUAACGAAUUGAAUGAUUUGUUUAGCACGAGCAUGAGCGUUCAAUUGUUAUCUAGUUUUUCCAUGAUUUGCUUCACUGGCUUCCAAGCUGUUUUAGGGGCUAAAAAUUUAACAAGUUUACUUAAAUUCGGCGUAUAUCUCGGAGCGGCGUUUUCUCAGUUACUGAAUUGGUGUUGGACUGGUAAUUCUUUGGUUCACCAAAGCGAUUCAUUAUCAACGAGCCUAUGGUGUUCUGGUUGGGAAAAUAAUCAAUCUCCUGAAGUUGUUAAUUUGUUGGUAAUUUCUUUGAUGCGAUCGAAAAAACCGCUCAGCUUGCAGGCAGGAAAAUUUCACUCAAUGUCGAUGCAAACUUUCAUCACGAUAUUGAGAAGUUCGUACUCGUUCUUCGCACUUUUGACGGAAGUAAGCAGUGUUUAGAAAUCAAGAAAAAUUGUUUAAUCGAUUUUUUACAUGAAAUUCCAUUCCGGAUCAGAACUAGAGCGCAGUUACAAGAAUGCAAACGUGGGUAAGCCAACGAAAAUCUUGUGACAAAUUUAAAGGGAAGUUUCUUUAUGUUUUAUUUCAUGAACCUCACAUUCUACUCUUAUAAAAAAGUAUA
Messenger RNA from Venturia canescens, 2444 nucleotides. RefSeq lists its product as uncharacterized. NCBI's taxonomy places the organism in Eukaryota, Metazoa, Arthropoda, Insecta, Hymenoptera, Ichneumonidae. The coding region runs from base 959 to 2263 and encodes 434 amino acids. Gene Ontology annotation, biological process: detection of chemical stimulus involved in sensory perception of smell; sensory perception of smell. Gene Ontology annotation, molecular function: odorant binding; olfactory receptor activity. Gene Ontology annotation, cellular component: plasma membrane. The transcript is spliced from 6 exons. The record is from RefSeq and is a predicted model, not a curated record.